Molecule: messenger RNA, 132 nt
Organism: Staurois parvus
Lineage: Eukaryota; Metazoa; Chordata; Amphibia; Anura; Ranidae
Source: the annotation of a GenBank genome assembly
AUGUACAGAGUGCGGGAAAUGUUUUACUCAGAAAGGAGUUCUUAUUGUACACCAGAGAAUUCAUGUGGGCGAGCAUCUUUAUUCAUGUACAGAGUGCGGGAAAUGUUUUACUCAGAAAGGAGACUUUGUUAA